Molecule: messenger RNA, 2305 nt
Organism: Dermochelys coriacea (leatherback sea turtle)
Lineage: Eukaryota; Metazoa; Chordata; Testudines; Dermochelyidae
Gene: RARS2
Product: arginyl-tRNA synthetase 2, mitochondrial
Exons: 22
Coding region: 116-1927 (603 amino acids)
Biological process (GO): mitochondrial translation; arginyl-tRNA aminoacylation
Cellular component (GO): mitochondrion; cytoplasm
Molecular function (GO): arginine-tRNA ligase activity; ATP binding
Source: RefSeq, a predicted model, not a curated record
CUCACACCCCCGAGGGUUGUGCAGUCCGCCGCCCCUACAGCGGCUCCGCCCCUCUGGGCUAGUCCACGCCUGGUUGGGGGACGGGGGUGCACGCGUGGCUCGGUCGACGUGAGCCAUGGCGGCUUGUCCCUUUCGGAGGAGCAUCGCCGCUCAGGGAGUGUGGUCUCAGGGACAUAGUGACAUGGAUUUUUCACCUUGGCUAGCACGUUCAGUUUUCAGGCUACUUUCAAGAGUUUUGAACCUGCCACCAGAAAAUUUGAUAAAGUCAAUAUCUGCACUUCCUGUCUCCAAAAAACGGCCAGUUGCCGAUUUCCAGCUCUUUGUGGGCUCUGUGAUAGAGAACAAGUCUAGUGAUCGUUCAAAGCCAGAUCUUCAGCUUCAAACUCAGAGGCUAGCAGAGAAGCUAAAAUGUGAUACGGUAGUGAGUGAAAUCAGCACUGGUCCAGGAACAGUGAACUUCACAAUAAAUAGGGAAUUAUUAGCAAAGACUGUGUUGCAGCAGGUAUUUAAAGAUGGCUCAGAAUAUGGAAUAAAAAGUGAACUGUUCUCUACGCUUCCCAGAAGAAAGAUAGUGAUUGAGUUUAGUUCACCCAAUAUUGCCAAAAAGUUUCAUGUAGGACACUUGCGUUCCACGAUAAUAGGGAAUUUUGUAGCAAACCUCAAAGAAGCACUUGGACAUCAUGUAACAAGAAUAAAUUACCUUGGAGACUGGGGCAUGCAAUUUGGUUUACUGGGAGCUGGUUUUGAACAGUUUGGCAAUGAAGACGAGCUAAAAUCCAAUCCUUUACAACACCUCUUUGAGGUAUACGUACAGGUUAACAAAGCAGCAGCAGAAGAUGAAAACAUAAGGAAGCUGGCACAGGAUUUCUUUAGAAAAUUGGAGGCACGUGAUGAGCAAAUACUAUCAAUGUGGCAACAUUUUAGAGACUUCAGUAUUGAAGAGUAUGUCCGGAUUUACAAGCGUCUAGGUGUGCAUUUUGAUGAAUAUUCUGGAGAAUCAUUUUAUCAAGAGAAGUCCCAGGAAGUUCUAAAGAUGUUGGACGCUAAAGGACUUCUUCAGAAAACAAUCAAAGGAACAAGAGUAGUGGAUCUUUCUGAAAAAAGAGACCUCUCAUUGUGUUCCACUGUAAUGCGUAGUGAUGGGACAUCUCUUUAUAUAACAAGAGAUCUUGCUGCUGCUAUAGACCGAAUGAUGAAAUAUAACUGUGAUACUAUGAUUUAUGUGACAGAUAAAAGUCAAAACGCUCACUUUGAACAGUUGUUCCAAAUACUGAAGCUCAUGGGCUACCAAUGGGCAGAAAGGUGUCAGCAUGUGUCUUUUGGGCUAGUGCAGGGGAUGAAGACACGAAAAGGAGAGGUGGUUUUCCUGGAAGAUGUUUUAAAUGAAGCUCGCUCAAGGAUGUUACAAAACAUGGCUGCUGCAAAAACAACUAAAGAACUGGAAAAUCCUCUUGAGACUGCAGAAAAGAUUGGGCUUGCAGCACUUAUAAUUCAGGAUUUCAAGGGUCUUUUAUCAUCCGAUUAUCAGUUUAGUUGGGACCGGGUUCUCCAAAGUCGGGGAGAUACAGGUGUAUUCCUGCAGUACACACAUGCCAGACUCCACAGUUUAGAGCAGAUAUGCAGGGAUGGGCAAUCAACUGACAUUAACACAGCUUGUUUACAAGAUCCACAGGCCAUCUCCGUGCUCCAGCAUCUUCUCAGCUACGAUGAGGUACUGUAUAAAUCCUCUGAAGAUCUUCAGCCCAAGCACAUUGUCAGCUACCUCCUAACACUCAGCCAUCUUGCUGCUGUGGCUCAUAAAACGCUCCCUGUGAAAGGCAGUGCCCCUGAACAAGCCCAGGCAAGACUCCGCCUUUUCCAGGCUGCACGUUCUGUUCUAGCUAAUGGAAUGAAACUUCUUGGAAUCACGCCUGUAAGCCAAAUGUAACGAAAAAGCCUCCUGCAAUAUGAAGAAAUAGCAACAUGAGAACCACAUCAUAAUCUAAGGAUAAUACCACUGAGCACAAGCUGCAACCUUGGAGCAGAUGUGCCAUAAAACAAUACGAUAGUGGAAAGGAAGGGAGCCUAGCAUAUUACCCUAUUGCUAUUUCAUGACUAGCAAUAAAAGGCCUUGCCAGAAUUUGUCUGUGUUUCCUGAAUAAAAUCUAAGCGUCUGUGUACUUGGAAGACUAGUUCUAAGUACAGCCCCCACCCCUGCAAGAUUAGCUCUUAAUGCACUACUUAAAAUGAAUGGAGCUGCAUGGCUGCUAAAUUCACUCAGAGGGACGGGUAAAGGAAAAAGUUCAUUUUAUGAAUCAGCUCGAUU